UGGUGAUGGAGGGUAUCCGAGAAUUAGCGGUGCAGUUGCACCGGGUUCACGCACUUAAGUUCGGUAGCUUUGUGUUAAAGAGUGGACUCACUUCCCCGGUCUAUUUCGAUCUGCGGGUGAUCGUCUCUUACCCGGAGCUGCUUAACCAGGUGGCAGAUCUAUUAUCCAAAAAAGCACAGAUUGCAGCAAUUCGUUAUGAUUCAGUGUGUGGUGUUCCGUACACAGCUCUGCCACUCGCCACUAUCAUUUGCUCAAAGGAAAAUCUCCCAAUGUUAAUCAGGAGGAAGGAGGCCAAGGAUUAUGGAACAAAGCGAUUGGUGGAAGGCACAAUUAAUCCUGGAGAAACAUGUUUGAUAAUUGAAGAUGUUGUGACAAGUGGUUCCAGUGUCCUUGAGACAGUAGAUGUGCUGGAGAAAGAGGGUCUGCGUGUGACUCAUGCUGUUGUGCUGGUGGAUAGAGAGCAGGGUGGGAAGGAGAGACUGGCAGAGCGCGGUAUCAAUCUGCUCUCUGUAUUUACCUUGACGCAUCUCAUGCAUAUGCUGCAUGAGCUGAAGGCUGUUGAUGCAGAAACCGUGCAGAGAGUUAAAGAAUUUAUUCAUGAAAAUAAGCUUGCUGUUCAGCAAUCUGAUACUACCAAGAAACGCCAUGUAUGGAUGAGCUAUGCCUCUCGUGCCCAACUCCCUAGCACACAUCCUUUGGCUGCUCGACUUCUUACCAUUAUGGAGGCCAAGAAGACAAACCUCUGUCUGUCAGCUGAUGUUACAAACUCUGCAGAACUGCUUCAGCUGGCAGCACAGCUGGGACCUGCCAUAUGCAUGUUAAAGACCCACAUAGACAUUUUGACAGAUUUUACACCAGAUGUCACAACCCAGCUGCAAGAUCUUGCUAAGCAGCAUCAGUUCCUCCUUUUUGAAGAUCGUAAAUUUGCUGAUAUUGGGAAUACUGUGAAACACCAAUAUGAAGGUGGCAUCUAUAAAAUCUCUUCUUGGUCUGACGUGGUGAAUGCGCAUGUUGUACCGGGCCCAGGAGUAGUCCUGGGGCUGCAGCAGGUUGGCUGUGCAUUGGGAAAAGGCUGCCUAGUCAUAGCAGAGAUGAGUUCCCAGGGAUCACUAGCAACUGGGGAAUACACUAAGACAGCUGUUAAAAUAGCAGAGGAUCAUCCUGAAUUUGUAUUCGGAUUCAUUUCUGGCUGCAGGAUAAGUGAAAAACCGGAAUAUCUGCACCUGUCACCUGGCGUUCAGAUGCAGUCAGGAGGGGAUAAUCUUGGGCAGCAGUACCAGACUCCACAUAAAAUAAUCACCCAGAAGGGUUCUGACAUUAUAAUUGUUGGUAGAGGCAUCCUCUCAGCCACCAAUCGUCUUGAAGCAGCUGAGAUGUAUAGAACGGCAGGAUGGGAAGCCUAUUUGUCAAGGACACAGGAGUCAGAUUGAUGAACUGUGUAUGCCAUCUGCAUUAGAUGCAGAAAACAAUCUCCUUUACUUACUGAUGCGUUGAAGACUUGAACUCCACAGGAUAUGAAAUUACCUUGUUAGACAAGGGAAAGCUAUCCAUGGAGCAUUAUUUUUUUAUGAGUGAAAGUAUAUAGCUAUUCAGUCCAAUGCAUGUUAAUGCUGUUUACAUGAUUUUUUUUUUUUUUGCAUCACCAUAAAGUAAUACAACAACACAACAGAUUUACCACUAUCACUUACUAGGCUGUUUCAUACAUUCCAAAGACCCACACUCCAAACUUGUGUUUACUUUAUAUUUUUCACAUUGCUUUUAUAGAUUAGUUUAUUUUCAUUAUUAAAAAAAAAUAUGCUUAAACAGUCA
Molecule: messenger RNA, 1809 nt
Organism: Bombina bombina (fire-bellied toad)
Lineage: Eukaryota; Metazoa; Chordata; Amphibia; Anura; Bombinatoridae
Product: uridine 5'-monophosphate synthase-like
Exons: 6
Coding region: 6-1430 (474 amino acids)
Biological process (GO): 'de novo' UMP biosynthetic process; 'de novo' pyrimidine nucleobase biosynthetic process
Molecular function (GO): orotidine-5'-phosphate decarboxylase activity; orotate phosphoribosyltransferase activity
Source: RefSeq, a predicted model, not a curated record